UCUAUUAGAACCAGCUGUGGAACCAGGGGCUGAAUGAAUGGCUCUUUGUGGUUCGGCCCGUCGUUCCAGUCUGAAAGGUGCCGACUGUAGGACGAGUGCACGAGAAGGAAGGGAGAGCAAGGAGCCUGGGGAGGAGAGAUCCCGUCCUCGCAGCUGGUGAGAGUCGGUGGGUUUGAAAAGCAGCUCAUGAUGGCUCAGGUGCUGCACAUGGACCCCGGCUUCCCAGGGAAACUCAACCCGCCUGCCCCCCCCUCGCUGCACGGCAAAGACCAGGAGGCGCCCUACUCAGUGGAGACCCCCUACGGCUACCGUCUGGACCUGGACUUCCUCAAAUACGUGAACGACAUCGAGAAGGGGAACACGAUCAAGAGGGUGUCCGUCCAACGCCGGCCGCGCUAUGGCUCCCUGCCGCGUGGCUACGGCUACACCGGCUCCUGGUGGACCUCCACGGAGUCUCUGUGCUCCAACACCAGCGUGGACAGCCGACACUCCUCCUUCUCCUACUGCGCCCCGGGCUACCACGCGACGCAGAGGCCCAACUUCAGCACCGCCCGGGUGGAGAAGACCCUGUUGGACGCACGCAGGAAGCUGGAGGAGGAGAAAGAGGGCCGGAGAUUCUCCAACCGGGGCAACCUGGGCAGCAUGCACAGCAGCGUGGUCGGCUCCAACACCUCGCUCAGCAGCGCGCACAGCUUCAACCGAGCCUACGGGGGCAGCGGCUCCUUCACCCCGAUGAGCUCCGGCCUGUCCACGCCGGUGACCCCGACUCCGGCCCACCUGCAGCACGUCAGGGAGCAGAUGGCCACGGCCCUCCGGAAGAUCCGGGAGCUGGAGGAGCAGGUGAAGACCAUCCCCGUGAUGCAGGUCAAGAUCUCCGUGCUGCAGGAGGAGAAACGGCAGCUCAGCGUCCAGCUGAAGAGCCAGAAGUUCCUGGGUCACAGUCUGAGCUUCAAUCGGAGUCGCCCCCGCGGCGAGCUCUACAUCGACAUCCCCGAAGAGGAGGCGGUCACCGGAGCCAAGGGCGCCGGCGAGCCCCCGUCUCCCGCCACGCCGGACGGCUCCAAGCUUCAGGACUCGGGGUGCGAGAUCGAGGACGGAAAGCGGGAGGUGCGCACCGUCGGGGUGGGACCCGAGGACUCGGGGGGCGGUCGUCACGUGGGAGUCGGGGUUCGGGAGGAGGACCUGGGGCUGCUGCCGGAGACGGCGGCGCUGAGGAGUCGAGUGGGUCGGCUCGAGGGCCAGCUGGAGAGGACCGCGCAGGAGCUGAAGGAGGCGCGGCGGCCGGACCAGAAGGCCCCUCGGGCGGAGCAUCCCGUCAUGGCCACCAGCGUGGGCGGGCAGGAGCCGCACGGCUGCAGCCUGCACACUCUGGUCAGCUUCACGCAGCAGCAGCAGCGGGAGCAGAGGACUGUGGGGAUCCAGGUGUACACGCCGGAGCAGCCCACGGUGGUGGAGGUGGGCACCCUGCUGCGAGCCGAGAGCUGCCGCUCCCCCUCCUCCCUUCAGCCGGCGGCUGGCGGCGUCGUGGAGGGUCACCGCAGAGGACAAGCCGAAGAAGCUCCGGUCGAGUUGCCGAUCGCCGUCAGCUCCAAGCAGGUGCGCGACGUCCUGAGGAGCGAGUUGUCCACUUCGGUGCCGGUGGCUAAUCCGGCCAUCGCCGUCGGCACAUCGAGUAACCAGAUCAGUUUGGUGCAUUUAAAAGAAGAAGAAGAAGAAGAAGAGACCGGAGCACAAACACCCCCAGAGGCUGUCCAGUCAAAAGAAGGCCCAAAGACAGCCUCAUCCCCCCAGUCUUCGCUGAGGUCCAUUAUGAAGCGGAAAGCAGAAGGCGAACCAGGAUCUCCCUCCACGAAGAAGAACCUCCAGUUCAUCGGAGUCAACGGAGGCUACGAGUCCACGUCGUCAGACGACAGCAGCAGCGAGAGCUCGGACGAGGGGAGCGACUCCAGUGAGUAUCACGAAGCCAGAGAGAAACUGCCCGAGUCAGCGGCCCAGCACCAGCCAGCAGCCCACAGCGUGGCCUCCCGGCCUCCAGAAAGCAACGGCGUGCCUCAACAGAUUGCCGUCACGCCACCGGCCGUCGCUCCGGACUCGCGGCAGAGUCUCAAUCAGCCCGACUCCGAACGGCCGGACAACGAAGCCCCCCAGUCACCGGCGACAGACACUGCCUCCGACGCCCCUCCCAGUCCGGCUGCCGCGAACGAGACCGUCGACCGGUCGUCGGAAAAGUACGCGGUCGCCCGCGAGAUCGCCUCGGCGUCACCGAGCACUGAAUCCGCCCCCGAGCAAAGCUCGGCCGCCCGUUCGGCGUCAUCGCCGCGCGCCGCGGAAACCACCGAGAGCGCCGCUCGGCACGCCACCGUCCAAUCGGAGACGAGCGUCCAAUCGGAGACGAGCGUCCAAUCGGAGACGAGCGUCCUCUCCGAGCCGAAGCCGGCGGCCGAAAGCCUCGCGAACGACGCUGCCGCCGCAUCAGCCAGGCGAGUCAGACUGGACCUGAGUGAAAGCCUGAUGCCGACUCUUCAUGCCCUGCAGAAAGCCCUGGGGGAGCCCAACGCCUUCAGCCAGCAGGCAGCCAGGGCCGCCUACACCACCGUGCUGCAGGAGUGGCUGCGCGUGUCCUGCCACAAAGCGGCGGACACGGCGGUCGUCGAGGCCUACAUGAACAGCUUCGCCGCGGUCUCGCCUCAGCUGCUGGAGUUUGUGAUCAACAUGGCGGACGGCAACGGGAACACGGCGCUCCACUACACCGUCUCCCACUCCAACUUCCCCGUGGUGAAACUGCUGCUGGAAACCGGCCUGUGUAACGCUGACAAGCAGAACAAGGCGGGCUACACGGCCAUCAUGCUGACGGCUCUGGCCGCCUUCCACUCCGACACCGACCUUCAAACCGUCCUGCAGCUGCUGCGCACGGGGGACGUCAACGCCAAGGCCAGCCAGGCCGGUCAGACGGCGCUGAUGCUGGCGGUCAGCCACGGCCGGGGGGACAUGGUGCGGGCGCUGCUGUCCUGCGGGGCGCAGGUCAACAUCCGGGACGACGACGGCUCCACCGCGCUCAUGUGUGCGUGUGAACACGGCCACGUGGACAUCGUGCGUCAGCUGCUGUCUGUGCCGGGCUGCGACGCGACGCUCACUGACAAUGACGGCAGCACCGCCCUGUCCAUCGCCCUGGAGGCCAGCCAGAACGACAUCGCGGUGCUUCUGUACGCUCACCUCAACUUCGCCAAGCCUCCGUCCCCCGUGCUACCAAAGUCUCCUCUCUUGGGUUCCGCUCCUCCUGCCGGGGAGACUAAAUAGCGCCCCCUGCAGCCAGUCCACAGUAACGACUCAUUCUACAAUGCGAUUGAUUUUUUUUUUCUCCAUCUAUGUAACUAUGACAAACAACGAGUUUGUGUGUGCGUGCGUUUCUCUUCACCCUCCAUAAUUUAAAUGCAUUAUAACGUGCAGAUAAUUACUACAGUUUUCACCGUUGUUAUCCGUUUCUUUUUUGUACACUGUGGUCUUUAAAAAAAAAUCCCAGUGGCGCUUGAAGACACGGAUUUCUUGUGUGGUACAAUCUUGAAAAGCUGAACAUCAAGACACCGGUCCAGCCGUGAGGCGGUCCAGUUAUCCGCUGGUUUUAGCGUCACUUACAAAUCAAAACUGUUCACUGAGUUUCAUUAUAAUACACUUUUUAGUUUCAUGUGAAUCUCAUAUUAGUUGCUUUAUAGAGCGAUGUGUUUUCAUUGUAACGUGUACACUAGCUCUUACACAGCCACGUCAUUGUGUGUACCACAGUCAUUCGGAAUAACAAAAGCCAGCCCUCACGGAUAAGUGUCCUUCAAGUAGCUUUGGUGCUCCAAAAAUCUAACUCCAACAAUAUAUAUUAAUAUUCAUACACAAGUUUUACAAAGAGUAUUUUUUUAUAUGGAUUUCUUUCAAAUUUGGACUCAUUUCACUUUGAAGGAUCACAUUUUUUCAUUUCCUAAGCAAUGAUUCACUUAUUUCACCUUUUUAAACACAAUAACAUUUUAUUUUAUACGACGAAUACAUUUCCCUAAAGACAUAUCUCACCCAUCAGCUGUGUGAUAUUGUGGUGUUGAUAUUAACACAGGUCGGGCAUCAGUGUGACGGAAGAAAGAGGGCAACACUAUUCCCUGAAGGCUACGUGGCUGUGCUGUUGGUAUUUUUAUACGUGAAGGUAUUCGGGCCGGUAGGAAGGAAAGAUUAGAGCGUAUCUGUGUUUGUAAUAUUCUGUGCGAUUAAGAUUUAACGAGACUUUGUCGAGAAAAGACUGAAAGCGCCGGUGCAGCCACCUCUGUGGUCAUCUGGUGAGAUGUCAGGGAACCAGAAAGUGUCUGAUUGGGGUCUUCAAAGGAUGUGCCGUAUAAGAUGUGAAUAUCAAAAUAAUAUAUGUCAAUAUAAACUAGUUAUUACGCCUACACUCUAAUUCCUCGAAACAAAAGGGCAAAGUUUAUUGAUGUCAAAAUUGAUAUUACUUUUUAAACACUUUUUUCACAAUUUUCUUAUUCACUUUUGAGCAGUUGACAUUUUUAUAAACGUACAUUUUUUUUAUUUAAGUCCCUAUCUUUUUAUACAUUUAGAAUGUUUAUUAAGCUCACGCCUACUUUAUGUAACCGCACAGCUCCUUAGUUGAUCUUUUAUGAAGGUUUAUGUACAAUUCUAGACUGUUUCUCGUCUUCUAGUUGUGCAUUUUGGAAAAACAAUAAUAAUAAUAAAUGUGGACCACACUGUU
This is a messenger RNA of Pseudoliparis swirei, 4735 nucleotides long. It is a transcript of the gene kank2, whose product is annotated as KN motif and ankyrin repeat domains 2. Gene Ontology annotation, biological process: negative regulation of transcription by RNA polymerase II; negative regulation of cell population proliferation; negative regulation of G1/S transition of mitotic cell cycle. The transcript has 13 exons. The coding region runs from base 187 to 3297 and encodes 1036 amino acids. Lineage: Eukaryota; Metazoa; Chordata; Actinopteri; Perciformes; Liparidae. Gene Ontology annotation, cellular component: cytoplasm. Gene Ontology annotation, molecular function: protein binding. The record is from RefSeq and is a predicted model, not a curated record.